AUGGCAGGUGUGCUGAAGAAGACCACUGGCCUUGUGGGAUUGGCUGUAUGCAAGAGUCCACAUAAGAGGCUAAGAAUAUUGUACACAAAGAUCCCUGAUGUUCUUAAGCGAACCCCUAAAAAAGCAGCAUAUAGAAAGUAUACAGAACAGAUUGCAAAUGAGAAGCUGGCUAUGGUUAAAGCAGAACCAGACGUUAAACAAUCAGAAGACCAACUUCAAGGUGUUCAAAUAAAAGAGGUGAUUCUUCAGGUUGAAAAUGAACUAAGUCUGGCAAGAAAAAUGAUGCAGUGGAAACCAUGGGAGAUGUUCAUGGAGGAGCCGCCUGCCAAUCAAUGGAAAUGGCCAAUGUAAUUAAUAAAUGACUGGUGGGUUGAUGGGAAACUGAGAUAAUUAAAUAUUUUGUUAUAUUAAGAGCAUAUCCAUAUUAUUGACAUUUUAUGAUCAAGAAAAGAAAUAUAGA
Messenger RNA from Mandrillus leucophaeus (drill), 460 nucleotides. Its product is annotated as NADH dehydrogenase [ubiquinone] 1 alpha subcomplex subunit 5-like. Bases 1 to 351 code for a protein of 116 amino acids. Gene Ontology annotation, biological process: respiratory electron transport chain. Lineage: Eukaryota; Metazoa; Chordata; Mammalia; Primates; Cercopithecidae. The record is from RefSeq and is a predicted model, not a curated record. The transcript has 2 exons.